Molecule: messenger RNA, 1896 nt
Organism: Protobothrops mucrosquamatus (brown spotted pit viper)
Lineage: Eukaryota; Metazoa; Chordata; Lepidosauria; Squamata; Viperidae
Product: carbonic anhydrase-related protein 11
Exons: 9
Coding region: 1-1014 (337 amino acids)
Molecular function (GO): zinc ion binding; carbonate dehydratase activity
Source: RefSeq, a predicted model, not a curated record
AUGUGGACCGGACCUGGCAGGGGGCUCUGCCUGCUGGGAGCGCCGGGGCUGCUGCUGGUGCUGCUGAGAGCAACUUGUAUGGCUGUGCAAUUUGUUCCUGCAAAGACCUACGAGGACUGGUGGGCAUACAAGGAAACACUUCACGGAAGCUUUGUGCCAGGUCCUCCCUUCUGGGGUCUUGUGAAUUCAGCAUGGAGCCUCUGUGCCAUUGGCAAACGCCAGUCUCCUGUGGAUGUCAACACAAGUCAAAUGAUUUUUGAUCCCUUCCUCCCUCCACUUCGGCUCAGCAUUGGUGGAAAAAAGAUUAGUGGAACCAUGUACAACACAGGCCGACAUGUCUCUUUUCGUCCAGAUCCAGUACAGCUGGUUAAUGUUUCAGGAGGACCUCUGCCAUACAGUCACCGGCUCCAAGAAAUACGGCUGCAUUUUGGCAGUGAAGAUGGAUUUGGCUCAGAACACCGGAUAGAUGGCGACAGCUUUUCUGCUGAGGUGCAGUUGAUCCACUACAACCAAGAACUCUACCCCAACAUUUCCGAGGCUUCACGCAAUCCCAAUGGUUUAGCUGUCAUUUCUAUCUUUGCCAAUAUUGGACCAAAUCCUAACUCUUUCCUGACCAGGCUGUUAAACCGAGAAACGAUUACCCGGAUCUCCUAUAAGAAUGAUGCUUAUCUUCUACACGAUCUGAGCCUUGAAGACCUUUAUCCAGAGACAUUUGGUUUUAUCACUUACCAAGGAUCCAUGUCAACCCCUCCAUGCUAUGAAACAGUCACCUGGAUUCUCAUUGACCGUCCCAUCAAUAUUACCUCCGUUCAGAUUCACUCCCUUCGUCUUCUCAGUCAGAACCUCCCUUCUCAAAUUUUCCGGAGCAUGAGUGACAACUCAAGACCUCUCCAGCCCCUUUUACACCGAAGCCUUCGGGGCAACCGAGACCCACGGCGCCCCACUAAACGUUGCAAAGGAGCCUCCUACAGGCUACAUGUUGAUGGAACACAGCCUCCCAAACCAGGCAUGUAGUUUUGCUGCAAGCUCCUGAAUGUCUGAGUGUGUCAGUUGCUCAAAAUGCUCAAAGUGUCCAACUGAGGAAGCUACAAUCUCCCAUCUCUGAAUGAUUGCCACAGCUUCUAUUGUGGGAAAGACAACAUGUGGGGUACCAGGGAACCAGGCUGGAAUUCCUGCCUUGGGGUGUUUGGAAAACUCUGAUCACAAUAGGGUUGGGUUGCCAAAAGCUUAAACAAUGAAAUGAGGGCUAUUAAUUUGCAGAAUAUGGCACAUCUCCCCCAGUGCUAUAGCCUAAUAUUUAAAGAAGGCGGGAGCAUCCAGGAGUGUGAGGACUAGAAUCUUUGCAUUGCCUCCCUGCUAAAGUAAUGCUGUCUGUUCUGGAGAUCAAAUUUAUUCAAAAUCUCUUAUCAGGUGGAGGCAAUGUACCCCAAAUUAUAUACAGAACUAAACUGUAUCAGGCAGACAGUUGUAUUCCCAAUACUAAAUGCACCUUAGAAUGUUUCCUCAGAAAUGCAGAGGAACAUCCUUAUAAUAUCCUGGUGAGACCCCAAUAUGUUUGGGGGGACAUUCUGAGACCCACAGGAGCCUUGGGACUAAAAAUUAUAGUGGGAUAGUUUUCUCCAAGACUUUAAAAUGCCAUGAAUCUCAGGAAGUUUAAGAGGGGGGGAAUUGCAUUACAUGGGUGUAACCCCACAAACUCUUAAGCUUCAAUUGUUCUUUUUAAGAAGAGUUAACUUGGAACUUUAAUCUGGGUAAAACUUGAGAGAAUCUGGGGUGGAAAACAAAUAUGAUCUCCCUCCCUACUCUAUCCUGGGGGGGAGGGAGGGUUGAGAGAACCAGUAAAAGAAGGGAUCUGUACUUAUCACUUCAUUCUAAAUGGCCUUCAACAGCCCUAAC